Phodopus roborovskii (desert hamster) is the source of this 1101-nucleotide messenger RNA. Its product is annotated as cadherin-like and PC-esterase domain-containing protein 1. The transcript is spliced from 7 exons. The record is from RefSeq and is a predicted model, not a curated record. Lineage: Eukaryota; Metazoa; Chordata; Mammalia; Rodentia; Cricetidae. Bases 1 to 1101 code for a protein of 366 amino acids.
AUGUAUGAUCCCGCCAAAGAUAUGCCUUUGAAACGGAAGAUGUCAUCACAAGCUCUACUUCCCAAAGUCUGCUUCUCACACUUGAUAACCCUGCAUUUGUUGGUGCAGUUGACUAAUAGUUUGCACAGUGUCUGUUUCACUUACGUAGUAUUUGCACCUGUCAUUGAACUAGCUAAAACUGUCCCUGCCCUUUGGCACCAGUUUUCCCCAAGGAGCUCUGUGUUUUUAAAUGUUCAUCUCACCAUAACAGUGAGAGCCACUCAGCUGACCUUCAGCACUUGCCUGAGAUUUUCAAUGCCCUUGUGGGUGAAUGGAGAGUUGCUGUGUUUCAUUCCCAGAAGAAAUGGGAAGGAUAACUUUCUGAAUGUCCUUGGUAUUGAAGAGUUGAUUGAGGCACACUUUGGCGGUCGCAGCAGAAGGGCCAUCCUUUUCAGGUCCCCUUCACACAGCAGAGCAGAGCUUCAGACCCUCCAGCACCUUCUUGAUCAGCAUGGCUAUAGUGUUGUCAUUGCUGAAGAAAGACUUGGUGCUGGCCUAGGUCUGAAGCUGUUGGACCAAGUUCAGAAUAGUGAUUUGAACUCCUGGGAUCUGUUCAUUUGCCUGCCUUCCAGGGAAGCUGAUGGGAAACCCUGCAUAGCCAGGGAACACAUGUGUCGACUAAGUCUACAUCAAAAGAUAAAUGCAUUACCAGAAAUACAGUCUCAGCUUUGCAGAAAAGAAGUCUUGUGUCAAAUGAUCAGAAGAUUUCCAGAACUGAGACUUCCAGUGAGUCCCUCUGUGUGCCUGAAUCAGGGAACGCAGUCACAGCUGAGAGAUUCCAGUCACCUCCCAAAAGAAGUCAAGCCACAGAUGUGGAAACCACAGGACUGGCGAGGCGAACAAUUGAAUCAUACUACAGUCCUUGCUCCACGUGAAGCAAUCCUCAGAGCAGAAGAGCUAUCUGUGAUUCUUAAAGCCUACGUGUUGGUGACCUCCUUAAGGCCUUUGCGUGCGUUCAUUCAUUCAACUGGCACUGUGUGGAGCCCACCAAGAAAGAAACGCUUCACUGUCAAGGUAAAGAUCCGACUGAAGCUGUUAUUUCACACAGUUCGCCGAGGAUAA